CACGCUCGCGCAAACUACGUGCCCGUGAAGAGCGGCGCUUUAUGAUCAGUCCGGCUUUUGAAGAAAUAUGGCGGAUGUCGAGCUAGCAAAAGCUUUGAAGGAUUUACCAAAUCGAGUUCAGACCGGCAGUAAGAAGGAGCGGCGUGAGAUUUUGCAAAAUGUCGCCAGCGUAUUGUCAAAUCCCGGCAUUAAUGACAAAAUUGUUAAUGGAAUCUGUAAGGUGGUAUCACUUACUCUACAUAGAUAUAAAGAUAGUGCUUCUCAGUCCUACGUGAAAAACCUAAUUGUAGAAUUAAUUAAACAACAACCAGAUGCUACUAUCAAACAUAUGACAACUGUAAUUUCGGAGCAAGCUACCUGGCAUAAGAAUGUGGUUGCAACGUUGAACACUGCUCUAACUGCGUAUAUCGCAUUAAAGUGGUCAACUUUACUUAUUUUUCAUGGAUAUCACGAACAUUUAAUUCAAAUGGAUGAAUCUUUAGCAAAGCUCAUUGAGGCACAAGCAAAUUUAUCUGCUGCAACUUUAGCGUCUGCAGAUAAAAAACUUGCUAACAAGGUGUAUACGUUACUCGCACACGAAUGGAAAGCCAUUAUAGAUAUAGAACCUUAUGUUACACAUUUAAUAAAAUUGGAGCUUGGUAAUGGUAUAAUUAUUUUAGCCAGUUUACUUACAAAAUAUUUAGUUGCUACAAAAAAGAGUGAUUUGGUGGAGCAUUUGAAGAUAAACAUGAUAGAUGUUUUUAUAAAAGUGACAAUUAGUUGUAAGAAGAAACCAGAUUUGUACGUAGUCGAUGCAGCUGUGCCACUUCUUCGGAGAUUAACUCACGAGGAAUUCAAAACUCAAUUACUUCCCGCUUUACAAAAAGCUAUGUUGCGAAAUCCAGAGAUCAUAAUCGAAUCAGUUGGGCACAUUUUAAAUGGAUUGAGUCUUGACCUGAGUCAAUAUAGUCAAGAAAUAAGUAAAGGAUUAUUUGCCAAUCUACAUUCUAAGGAGGAUUUGGUCCGAGAUGAAGCAGUUGAAGCAUGCCGCAAACUUGCUACACAGUGUUCCGAUACGACGGCUGUGGAAAUAUUGUUAUCGUCCAUAUUUGCAGUAUUUCAUGGAUCGGAGGGUAAACUCACGGUCGCUACACAUAAGAUAUCUGUUCUGCAAGGUGCUGGCAAUCUCAGUUACAAUGUGGCUUCGAAUAGCAGCGUAUAGAAAUUA
Trachymyrmex septentrionalis is the source of this 1207-nucleotide messenger RNA. RefSeq names its product eIF-2-alpha kinase activator GCN1-like. The coding region runs from base 68 to 1201 and encodes 377 amino acids. Lineage: Eukaryota; Metazoa; Arthropoda; Insecta; Hymenoptera; Formicidae. Gene Ontology annotation, cellular component: cytosol. The record is from RefSeq and is a predicted model, not a curated record. Gene Ontology annotation, molecular function: protein kinase regulator activity. Gene Ontology annotation, biological process: regulation of translation; cellular response to amino acid starvation. The transcript is spliced from 5 exons.